Messenger RNA from Mollisia scopiformis, 2026 nucleotides. RefSeq lists its product as uncharacterized. The transcript has 5 exons. Gene Ontology annotation, cellular component: nucleus. Bases 160 to 1986 code for a protein of 608 amino acids. Lineage: Eukaryota; Fungi; Ascomycota; Leotiomycetes; Helotiales; Mollisiaceae. Gene Ontology annotation, biological process: positive regulation of transcription by RNA polymerase II. The record is from RefSeq and is a predicted model, not a curated record. Gene Ontology annotation, molecular function: DNA-binding transcription factor activity, RNA polymerase II-specific; transcription cis-regulatory region binding; zinc ion binding.
AGAAAUCUGAGGAGAGUGGAGUCGCACGCCCUUCUGUACAGGCUAAUGCACCCCCUGUCCUUCCUGUCAUCCCAUCCUAAGCAUUCACGAAAAUAUAUCUGCAGUGAGAGCGAUGUUGUUAGUAUUCUGUAAAGGUUUCUCUGUGCUAUCUCGUUCGCUAUGAACUGCACCUUGAGGCCAGUUUCCACCCAACGCAAGUGCCCAGGAUACAAGAAGACUUACACGGGCUGCUGGACCUGCCGGUCUCGAAAAAUUAAGUGUGAUGAGGCGAGACCACAUUGUACACCCUGCCUCAAGGGUCGAAAAAUCUGUCCGGCUUAUGAGCAGAAGCUGGUUUGGGUUCUUGGUGAUCAAAGAACUUAUCGUCACAAUGGUAGACGCUUUCUUAGCCCUGAGGAAACCUGGAAGAAUCGUACAGUCCUGUCUUCUUCUUCGGUGGAUAGCCUUAUCGAUGCCUGCAAUGGUGCUACUUUCAGCCAUGAGACGAGGCCUGAAAUUUCUCAAUCUCCAUUCUGGGUUUUUCGUCAACAGGAAGAGGAAGUCGUGUUCGAUGAAUUGGAUAUUGUUGGCCAGCUCUAUCCUGUCGAUACUUUCGAUUCGCUGGAUGAGUUUCCGGUUACAUAUACAACUUUUGAAAGUGUGUUUGCGCAACUUCCACCCGAUCAUUGCUCUCUACCAGAAGCCUCUUCCCUGUCAAGGAAUCUUGUAACAUUCAAUCACAUACCCGCCGAUAUAUCAUCCUUGAGUAUUCUUAAGACUCCACGAGCCGAAAAUCGACUGGUGGAAAAGAACUCAUUCCUGUUGAAUUACUACAUUCACCAUGUAGUUCCCCUGCUUGUUCCGGUGCACUCCUCUCAAAACCCCUGGGCCAGGUAUCCAGGUGUUGCCUUGUAUAAGAGCUUUAACGAUGGCCAGAACCAACUGUUGCACGCGCUCAUGUCACUAGCGGCGGUGCGUAUUGGCAACGUGGGUGGAGCAGAAUCAGACAUGUCAGCAGUUGGGAUGAAUCUAUAUUCGUGUGCGAUGUCCGAGCUUCGAAGUAGUCUCACUGACGAUACCGCGGAUUGCUUGUACCAUCUGAUGACGAUAAUGACCUUUUUGCUCAUCGAGCUGUUCCAAGGAAACUCUAAGACUUGGCGAUAUCACUUGUCCGCCGCCUGGAAGUUACUUAGACGGCAUAGAUCUUCCCCAACUUUGACCAAAUCUGGAGACGGUUGGUACAUUAUGCAAAGUUUUCAUCUACUGAGAGUCAAAUACGAGACAAGUCUGUCUUCGACACAUGAGAAUCCUUUCCUAGAUGACGCAACCUACAAUCUGGACGAUGCGACGUCUUUGGAACUUCUACUUGAUACUCCUCUCUUUGGAUGGACUCUAGGAGCUUCACCCUCUGUGAUAGAGUGCAUCUCCGAGAUCAAUAAACACUGUCAAUUCAGCUCACAGAUGGAGUCAUUUACACAUGCAGCUUCUACAUCUCUGAAACUGAGUCGCAUGUUAAUGGAAGAUGAUAACGUCCAGCAAUGGAGCACGGACCCGGAAGUGCUUCAGGAGGGACGAACACUAUCAUCUUUAUGCAAUGAUGCAGAGUCUCGGCGUUUGCAUCUCCGAGCAUUCAAAGCUGCAGUCAUUAUUUAUUAUCAUCAAACGUUUUACGAAGCUGUACCGGGAAAAUUGGCAAUUUAUGCGUCUCAAGUUUUCGACUGUAUUGAAGCUUUUGUUGACAUCUCCGGAGGUAAUUACACGCUAUGGCCUUUGUUCAUCGCCGGUGUUGAGGCCUACAUGGAUGUGCACAAGUCCAAAUUCAUGACAUUAUUUGAGAGCGCAUCGAAGGUUGGUAUGGGCAACAGAGUGAAGGUCAAGGCUCUGAUCGAACGGAUCUGGGAGAUUAGAGCUUGCACUGCCAUUGAGACCGGACAUAAGGAAGAAGAAAUCCAUGUCAAUUGGAAAAGGGUCAAGCAAGACAUGGGGAUAGAUGUACUUUUAGUUUAGACACUUAUGCGUAAAGUCAACAGCGGUUUGAAAAAUGGUG